AUGGCGACCAAAAGAGAAUUUGAGGAUGUUGAUGAAGGCGAUGCUUUAAAGCCUAAACCAAAGCGAUCUAAGAAACACGGCGGAAAAGGGCGACAACAUCAAAACUCUGGCAUCGAUCCGACAUGGGGCCAGAAAUAUGUCUUUGCAGACAACGAGCAUGCGACAACGAUUCCCGCAGGCGAAGAGUCUGAUUUCGAGGACGACGCAGAUGCCAUGGCAUAUUUAAACUCAGUUCGACAACAAGCUGCCGGAAUCCCCCAUUUACUCGUUGCGCCUAAAGUUCAGAUCGGACCUCAGUUACCUGCUGAACUCAGAGGUGACGACCAAGAUGAUGGAGAGGGACCUAUCGACAGGACCAUAUACAGCGACGGCGUUGGCGAUUCUCGAGGUUGGUACGAGGACGGCGCGUACAUGGCAAUGCCCGACAACGCGGACGAUGAGGGAAACUACAAUGAAGGUGAAUACCCGGAAGACGAUGAUGACGACUGCGAUGAAGAAGCAGCUAUACACGAAGCCUACUUUGCCUCCGUCAUGGACCAGUAUCACCACCUACGAACUAUCCUCCACGCCAACCCUCCCCAAAAUGCCCGUUCUCGUCUCGCAAAGGCACAGCUCAAGACCGAAGCCUCUGCAGAUAAUCAAACCUCUGCCAUAGCCACCUGGUCUCGACUCCUACGCGACACCGAUCCGCAUCCACUUCAGAUCGCCCACAUGUCCAAAGACACAACGCUACGAAUACUGCGCAUCAUGCUUGGCGGCAAGUUUCUUCGUCGAGGAUACACACUUCCAGAACGCACGAGUCGCUGGAUCUGGGCAUUGCUUGCAAGACUGCCAGAUAGGGGCGAACUGAACUACGCUGAGAUUGGUUGGAUUCGUGACCUGGGACGAAGAGCAGUCCUCUUGGGCAGAAGUUUAUCCGAGAUGGCUGCACUGAGAGAAGAGUUGGCAGAAGGUGGACUCGGCACGCAUGAAGCUGUUGAUAGAAGUAGCAGCGACGAAGACAUCAUGGCUGACCCAGAGGACUUGGAGAUUGAAGGAGCCGUCAGCGCUGAGGAGGACGAAGAAGUUUCUACACCACCCGAAGCUGAACAGAAAGCUGAAAACCCACCUAAAGCUGCAGAGCCUACGACGACUCCGCCGCCAAAGCCUGAUGCAGAGGAAGGUGAGAUAGACGAAGAAGAAGACGUGGCUAUGGAUACCGCGUCUGACUCGGAUGCCGAAGAAGGUGAGGUCGCUGCCCCAGAGCCUGAAGAAAGCCUCAAAGCAGCAAAAGAACGUUUGCUCGCCCAAAUUAACCAUAGGGCAGCUUCAGAGGACGAUGAGGAGGCGAAGGAGGCGGCGAAACAGCGAUUACGGGCGAAUUUACGUGCUACCCUCAACAUGAUCUUGACGGUAGCUGGUGAGUUUUACGGACAAAGAGACUUGCUCGAGUUUCGCGAGCCCUUCGUGGGCAUGUAA
Messenger RNA from Fusarium pseudograminearum CS3096, 1458 nucleotides. RefSeq lists its product as uncharacterized. The record is from RefSeq and is a predicted model, not a curated record. Bases 1 to 1458 code for a protein of 485 amino acids. Gene Ontology annotation, biological process: spliceosomal snRNP assembly. The transcript is spliced from 2 exons. Gene Ontology annotation, cellular component: SMN complex; nucleus. Lineage: Eukaryota; Fungi; Ascomycota; Sordariomycetes; Hypocreales; Nectriaceae.